AUGGGGGUCUCGGGCGGUCCCCACGGGGCAAAGCCAAAAUCCCGCGGUUCCCCCUCCUCGUGUCCCUCCCCAGCCCUGGGGGGAUUUGGGGGGUCGGGAAGGAGGAGACCCCCGCCAGGGACCCCAAAAAACCCGGGGUGUUCCCUUCCGGCGGGGAGGGGGAAACCACCCACCCCCCUGUCCUGGCUGCUGCCCACCCGUGCUGUGGUGUCACCCCUGUCCCCAGUGUCACCCCUGUCCCCAGUGUCCCUCUGUCCCCAGUGCCACCCCUGUCCCCAGUGUCCCUCUGUCCCCAGUGUCACCCCUGUCUCCAGUGCCACCCCUGUCCCCAGUGUCCCUCUGUCCCCAGUGUCACCCCUGUCUCCAGUGUCACUCCUGUCCCCAGUGUCACCCCUGUCCCCAGUGCCACCCCUGUCCCCAGUGUCCCUCUGUCCCCAGUGUCACCCCUGUCCCCAGUGCCACCCCUGUCCCCAGUGUCCCUCUGUCCCCAGUGUCACCCCUGUCCCCAGUGCCACCCCUGUCCCCAGUGUCCCUCUGUGCCCCGGAGCGCAGGCUCAGCCCCGGGGGCUGCAGGAGGACCAGGACACGUCCCCCCCUGGCAGGGGGACACAAACGACCCCGCUGCCACCCCCAGCCCCAAAAUAUCCCCCUGUUUUGGGGUCACCACCCCCUGCCCCGGGGGCAUCGGUGCCCCCCAGCGAAGCUGGCACGGGGCAGGGGCGGUUUUGGGGGUGCCCCGGUUUGGGGGCGAUCCCAGCGCCUGCCGCUAAUGGGAUCACACAGCUCGUUAGGCAAAAAUGGGGCGCGGGCGAAACCCGAGGUGCGAGGAGCUGCUGGGAAAGCCUGGGGGGCUGGGGACUGCCGGGGGGGCACUGCCGCCCCUGCCGGGCUAUAAAAACCCUCCGAGCCACCGGCACCGCACCCCGAGCCCUCGGCGGAGCGGAGCAGAGCGGAGCUGACCCGGCUGUCCCCAGGCUGUCCCCAGGCUGUCCCCAGGCUGAACCAGCCCGCUGA
Prinia subflava (tawny-flanked prinia) is the source of this 1014-nucleotide messenger RNA. RefSeq lists its product as uncharacterized. The record is from RefSeq and is a predicted model, not a curated record. Bases 1 to 1014 code for a protein of 337 amino acids. Lineage: Eukaryota; Metazoa; Chordata; Aves; Passeriformes; Cisticolidae. The transcript has 4 exons.